This is a messenger RNA of Phalaenopsis equestris, 1233 nucleotides long. RefSeq names its product protein LATERAL ROOT PRIMORDIUM 1-like. The record is from RefSeq and is a predicted model, not a curated record. Gene Ontology annotation, molecular function: DNA binding; DNA-binding transcription factor activity. Lineage: Eukaryota; Viridiplantae; Streptophyta; Magnoliopsida; Asparagales; Orchidaceae. Gene Ontology annotation, cellular component: nucleus. The transcript has a single exon. Gene Ontology annotation, biological process: positive regulation of DNA-templated transcription. The annotation marks the transcript as partial.
UCAUUUUCCAGCCCCCAUAAAAUCCAUCACGUGACCGUCGCAGAUUAUAAUAGAAUGCCACAGAAAUUCCCUUUCUAUCUCUCUCUCCUCUCACCACCACCACGCCAAACGACAAUGGAAGCCCGAUCCGCCACAAUCGGGAAAGAUGCAGGGGGAGAAGCGAGCGCUUCUUAACUUUUAGCCCCACUGCAGACAGGUCAGUCGGCGCAGCAGGAGCAGAAUAGAAUUCUGAGCGAGGGAGCCCUAGAGAGAGGAAAUAGGAAUAGAAGACGAUCGAGCCACCCAUUCCAUCAGCCCAGAAUUUCCAUUUUUCCAUAUCGAUCUCUCACCAUUCACUUUUUCUACCCUCCUACCAGAUCUCCGCUAAAAAUCAAACAAAACCACCAACUUUUUUUUUUCGAAUGAUUUCACACAAGAGAUAGUAUAUAAAGCGGGGGUGAACCGGCGUGGUGGCUCCUGAAAAGCGAUUCCCAUUGGAAAACGGAGAGUGGGCGUCAUCCUUCGCCUCCGUGAGUGUGGAAGAUAUCUGUCUUGGUUUCAAUGCCGGAGGAGGCGCCGGAGGAGGCGCCGGAGGAGCGGGAUUAUGGGCCACGAGAUCGUCGGCUGCAGGUCGACAAACACUCAAUUACGGCAUAGCGGAGAUGGUUGGUCUUCGCGACGUGUACGUAGUAGCACCCGCCGCAUCCUUCCACCCACCGGCGGCGUACCACGAACAGUUCCUCCCUAGCGCCGAAGCCCACUCGAUCAUCCCUCUUCUAACCGCUUCACCCUACCUCGCUGAUGACGAUUCCCGCUCCUCCAUGAUCCAUCUCUGGCAAUCCCACCCGCUCCCUUCCCUUCAAGCCCCUGCGCUGCCCCAAAACCCUAACCCUAGUCCCUCACCGGAACUGGAAUCCCCCGACAUCCUCUUCGUUACUGGGGGAUCUUCCACUUGCCAAGACUGCGGGAACCAGGCCAAGAAGGAUUGCAGCCACCGUCGAUGCCGCACGUGCUGCAAAAACCGCGGAUACGAUUGUUCGACACACAUUAAAAGCACAUGGGUCCCAGCUGCCCGCCGCCGCGAGCGACAUCUCACCGCUUCCGAUUCCGCAGCCGCAGUUGCGGUUUCUUCCUCCGGUAUCAUCUCAGCUCUAAAGAAGCCCCGUCUUCUAUCUUUUCAGACAACCACCACCUCCCACGAAUACAACUCCGGCACUCUCCCUCUUAGCUCCGAAACCGGCUCAAGCCACCAGG